GUUCAACUAAGGAGUGGUGUGGUGCCUUGGAAACUUUAUCCAAGUUCGGGCAGGAGUAUCUGAUAAAGAUGGGGGAGCUAUAUACAAGAGCGGUUGAGUUUUAUGAUGAAAUUUGGGCAUUGAAAGAUCCUCGUGUUGAUGAUUGGUUUAUGAUGUCAUCACCGGUACCCAGCAUUGUGAUAUGUAUUGCUUAUGUUGUCUUCAUUAAGCUGGGUCCAACAAUUAUGAAAGACAGAAAACCAGUUGAGAUGAGAAAUAUUCUUCUUGUGUUCAAUUUUCUCAUGGUCGGCCUGUCCACAUACUGCUUUGUAGAGUUUGGUAUGGCUGGUUGGUUUACAGGGUAUACGUUUGGCUGUGAGGAGGUCGACUACUCAAACUCACCCAAGGCCAUGAGGAUGGUAAAUGUUUGUUGGUGGUUUUAUUUCUCCAAGUUUAUUGAACUUUUUGAUACAAUAUUUUUUGUUCUUCGGAAGAAGUUCAACCAAUGCUCUUUCUUACAUGUCUUCCAUCAUGCAAUAAUGCCAGCGUCUUGGUGGUUUGGUGUCCGUUUUGUAGCAGGUGGAUUUGGAACAUUUCAUUCUUUGUUGAACUCGUUUAUACACCUUAUGAUGUACACGUACUACUUCUUGGCAGCUCUGGGACCAAAAUAUCAGAAAUACCUCUGGUGGAAAAAGUACAUGACCAAAAUGCAAAUAAUACAGUUUCUCCUUGUGACGAUUCACUCUGUUCAGCUAUUGUAUAUGAGAGAUUGUAAUUACCCAAGGCUGUUUGCUUACUGGAUCCUGGCUUAUGCAGUUAUAUUCCUAGUGAUGUUUGCAAACUUUUAUGUUCAGGCGUAUAGAAAAAAACCAGCACAGGUAAAAGGCAGUGAAGAUCACCGGAACGGUAGUGUCUCGGCAAAUGGAGAGUCAUCAAGAAGACACGCAGCAAAACACCACAAGAAACAUUGAUGACACAGAUACUUAGUCUCUUACAGAUUUUAUUCAUACUACAAACUUUGCUGUGGACACUGCUCAAAUUUAUAGAAGAAAAAGUUGGUAAUUGAAAAAUAAUUUACUUCAUUUUCUAGGCAAGUAAGUUGUAAAAAAAACAACACAUAAUAGGAGAAUAACAGUGCCUUUGACAGGCAUUUUAAAAUGUAAAUAAAUAAAUGUUGAGAAAUAAACAGCCUUGGAGCAGUGUUUAUCACCAAAUUGUAGCUUUAAAUUCUAAUAAAAUACUGCACUCUGUGUUCUUAAAGGUAAAACAAUUUAGGUCGGGUUUUUUUUUGUUUUUUUUUUUCAGAUUUCUUAGUAAAUUUGACUCUAAUUUUGUAGAUAUUGAAAACAUACAAAUCACAAGACGAACAGGUUAUAACAAUAUUCAGAAUCAGUUGGAAGUAUCUCCAUGAAUUAGAACAUAUGAAAUGUGGAACAGUAAGGUGCAGUUUACAGCACACCUGAGCAAAAUUUGUUCUGCUGUCAACAGUUUACUGUUAACACAGUAGAGGUCACAAUUUUGGCAUAGGGUUCAUGAGACUUGGUCAUAAUAAAAUCGCUGACUACUUUGAUAUUAGGUCAUCUUUGGUCAAAAAUUAGGAAUAUUUGUCUUUUGAAAUUUUAAGUUGAGUUCUUGAAUCAUGGUCAUUUGUGCCUCUGUAACAUUGACCUUAUUUUUCCAUCUGUGCCCUGAAGGAUUGUCUCCGUGAAACCAAUGUUAAGUAAAAAAAAAAACUUCCUCAGGUAUUCUGGUGAGCGGUACAUGGCCUUUAUGGCUCUCAUGAUUUAAAGUUGUUUUACCCUUGUGUAUUAUUUUCUGUUUGGUUUUGUUCUUCUUACUGUUCAACCUCACAUAUCAGCUUGUAUUUUAGUCAUACUGUUAUCUUCACAUAUUACACUGUAUUUCAUAGCAAUAAUUUAUUCUUCAUUAAUUAUUCAUUCUCCAUGUCUGCUUUUUGUUCUUACUGCCCGGUUAAGGUUGUGCCAUUGCCACAGAACAACAACUGAAAAGUGGCCUUGAUUAACUAAAUGAGGCAUUUUAAGAAAAAUUGUAUUAGUUAUAGAAUUUAGGAACUGUUUAGUUUAAAAGAAAACAAUACCAUUGACUAAUAAAAUAUGAUAUUGAUCUGUCAAUGUCAGGGUAAUCAAAUAUAUGUAUUUUGUUUUGCAUGGCAUUUACCAUGAUUAUCAGUGAAUAUUUUGUUUGCACAAAACAAUUAUUUGUAUUGUCGAGCCUGCUAUAUCAGCUCGGCUUUAUCAUUAAAAUUUAUGUGCAUUAGAUAGAGGAUAUUGUUUAAGUGUAAGAUUGAAAUAUUUUUCACAAGUGAACACCAGAUGCAAUAUUUUCACAAGUGGCAGAGUCAGGAGUGACAAUGUAAGAUAUGAUGUUCAUGAGUGAAUGAUAUUUAGAUCUUGCAUGUGAAACAAAUAAAUUUUCUUUUUAUUUCAUGUUUUGAAUAAAUUAACCUAUUUUAUGGUUUCUUAGCAGUGAAAACUUUAUUUGAUAUUUUUCACUUUGAAAAUACCUGGUGAAUUUCACUCUAAUAUUUAGAUAAUUUACUGAAAAACAUGUGAUAAUAUUCGUGUCUGUCCUAUUUUUUCCAGAUAAUAACUUUGACAUGUAUGGAGCAGUCUGUUUUAUAUAUGGCAUAAAUGUUACAUUCAGUGAGAUGCAAUGUUGCUAGCAAACCACAGGUUCCCAUCUCAUAAAUCAAGGUCGCACUUAGGUUUUAAAGACUAAAGGUCUUGUCGGGUUUGUUCAAGCCAUAAAAGCAAUUUUUUUAUAUGGCACAAAUGUUUGCCUCAGUGAGACACAGUGUGCAGCUCAAACUCCAGGUUUCUAUCUCAGACGUCAAGGUCACGCUUAGGGGUUAAAGGCCAUUGUACAGAUUUUCUGGGUCGUGACUUUGACAUGCAUGGAGCAAUGUUAUUUUUAUUUAGCAUAAAUGUUUGCAUCAAUGAGAAAAAGUGUUUGAUACAAACCUCAGGCCGGUGUCUCAGAAGGUCAAAGUCACACUGAGUGGUCAAAUGUCAUGUAAGAUCUUGUCUAGGCUGUAACUUAGAGAUGCAUUGAGCUAUCUUUUUGUUAUUUGGCAGAAAUAGUUAUCUCAAUGAAACAGUAUUGCCAAAAGACACAGGUCCCUCUCUCAAAGGUUACGCUAAGUUGGUCAAAGGUCAUAUUAUAUCUUGUCAGUGCUGCAACUUUGACUUGUAAGGAGCUGUUAGUUUUAAUUGACUAAAACAUUUAAGGUUAUUAAGGUGUUGUGUCAACAAAUAAAGGGUUUCAUGUUGUUGCCCUUUAGGCGUGAACAUUCUAGUUUUUUUGUGCCAUACAGCACAUUGAAACAUUACUUAAUUAUAAUAUACAAGAUAAAUAUGUACAGGCAUUGAAAACAAGUCAUUCACAGAAUUUUUGGAACAAUGAAAUUUUCUCAAAACUCUUAAAAAUUUCUUUAAUAAUACAGUGAAGCAAGUGCAUUUAAAGGUGAGAAGCACUGUAAUAAUGAACAACUCACGGAAUGGUAUUUACACAUUAAUAUAAAUACUUUUUCUCGUCAUUUUGUUAUUUCCAUAUGUUAUAUGGAAAUACAGUUGUAUAUCAAACUAUGUGUAUAUGACAAAAUUGUUGCUGUACCUUUGAAGGAGCAGCCUUAAUUGUUGUUAUGUUGAUACACUUGUGGGAAAUUAGAUAUGAGCCGCGCCACGAGAAAACCAACAUAGUUCGUUUGCGAGCAGCAUGGAUCCAGACCAGCCUGCGCAUCCGCGCAAUGGUCAGGAUCCAUGCUGUUUGCUUUCAAAGUCUAUUGAAAUUAGAGAAACUGUUAGUGAACAGCAUGGAUCCUGACCAGACUGUGUGGAUGCGCAGGCUGGUCUGGAUCCAUGCUGGUUGCAAACCCACUAUGUUGGUUUUCUCAUGGCUCGGCUCAUUUAUAAAAUGACUGUUCCCUUGUUUAAGCAUAAACCGUUUUGUUUAUCAGCUCUGUUAUAUCUUUUAUAGAUUAUACAUGUACAUGUUUGAUACCUUGAUAUACCUGUGCCUUAUGUAGUAAUUAACUAGGAGAUGAUGAAGUAUUUUUUGUUCUAAAGACUAUCAGGUUGUUUGUUUUUUCAGGGGAAAUACAUUUAUGUGUUAAGAGUUAUACUGUAGAGCUAUUGACAGUCAAUAUUUAAGUUUUAUGUGAAGAAAGAAAACAUUCUGUUGCAGUUUUGAUGGUAAGAUUUAAAUCCUGGUAUAGAGUGAAACACAAUCGGGUUUCAAGAUUAUAAAACUUUAGUUUUGAGGUCAGUCUCAACCUAACCAAUGGUCAGUUUGAAUAUUGUGCCCAGAACAAUUAGUCAAAUAUAGAUUUUGAAACUGGUCUCAAGUUUAAAUCCUGUUGAGCUGGAAAGUAUUUCAAUAGGGGUUUCUACUAUGGUAAUAGCAAUAUGCAUUGUACUGGUACUUACAGUAAUAUGAAUAUUAUUUCAAUAAUUAAAUUGUCUUCAUUAAAGAUCUUGCCUGUAACAAUUUUAUAUGACAUACUUACUCCCUUUUUGCAAACUUUUUAGCUCACCUGUCACAAAGUGACAAGGUGAGCUUUUGUGAUCGCGCGGUGUCCGUCGUCCAUGCGUGCGUGUUCCAUAAACUCUUGCUUGUGACCACUCUAGAGGUCACAUUUUUCAUGGGAUCUUUAUGAAAGUUGGUCAGAAUGUUCAUCUUGAUGAUAUCUAGGUCAAGUUCGAAACUGGGUCACAUGUCUUCAAAAACUAGGUCAGUAGGUCUAAAAAUAGAAAAACCUUGUGACCUCCCUAGAGGCAAUAUAUUUCACAAGAUCUUCUUGCAAAUUGGUCAGAAUGUUCACCUUGAUGAUAUCUAGGUCAAGUUCGAAACUGGGUCACGUGCCAUCAAAAACUAGGUCAGUAGGUCUAAAAAUAGAAAAACCUUGUGACCUCCCUAGAGGCCAUAUAUUUCACAAGAUCUUCAUGAAAAUUAGUCAGAACGUUCAUCUUGAUGAUAUCUAGGUCAAGUUCGAAACUGGGUCACGUGCGGUCAGAAAUUAGGUCAGUAGAUCUAAAAAUAGAAAAACCUUGUGACCUCUCUAGAGGCCAUAUAUUUCAUGAGAUCUUCAUGAAAAUUGGUCAGAAUGUUUAUCUUGAUGAUGUCUAGGUCAAGUUCGAAAGUGGGUCAUGUGCCAUCAAAAACUAGGUCAGUAGUUCAAAUAAUAGAAAAACCUUGUGACCUCUCUAGAGGCCAUAUUUUUUAUGGGAUCUGUAUGAAAUUUGGUCUGAAUGUUCAUCUUGAUGAUAUCUAGGUCAAUUUUGAAAGUUGGUCAUGUGCCAUCAAAAACUAGGUCAGUAGGUCAAAUAAUAGAAAAACCUUGUGACCUCUCUAAAGGCCAUAUUUGUCAUGGGAUCUGUAUGAAAGUUGGUCUGAAUGUUCAUCUUGAUGAUAUCUAGGUCAAGUUCAAAACAGGGCCAUGUGCGGUCAAAAACUAGGUCAGUAGGUCUAAAAAUAGAAAAACCUUGUGACCUCUCUAGAGGCCAUACUUGUGAAUGGAUCUCCAUAAAAAUUGGUCAGAAUGUUCACCUUGAUGAUAUCUAGGUCAAGUUUGAAACUGGGUCAUGUGCCUUAAAAAACUAGGACAGUAGCUCAAAUAAUAAAAAAAACCUUGUGACCUUUCUAGAGGCCAUACUUUUCAUGGGAUCUGUAUGAAAGUUGGUCUGAAUGUUCAUCUUGAUGAUAUCUAGGUCAAGUUUGAAACUGGGUCAACUGCGGUCAAAAACUAGGUCAGUAGGUCUAAAAUUAUUAAAAUCUUUUGACCUCUCUAGAGGCCAUAUUUUUCAAUGGAUCUUCAUGAAAAUUGAUCUGAAUGUUCACCUUGAUGAUAUCUAGGCCAAUUUUGAAACUGGGUCACGUGCGUUCAAAAACUAGGCCAGUAGGUAUAAAAAUAGAAAAACCUUGUGACCUCUCUAGAGGCCAUAUUUUUCAUGAGAUUUUCAUGAAAAUUAGUGAGAAUGUUCACCUUGAUGAUAUCUAGGUAAAAUUCAAAACAGGGUCACGUACCUUUGAAAACUAGGUCAAUAGGUCAAAUAAUAGAAAAACCUUGUGACCUCUCUAGAGACCAUAUUUUUCAAUGGAUCUUCUUGAAAAUUGGUCAGAAUUUUUAUCUUGAUAAUAUCUAGGUCAAGUUCAAAACUGGGUCACAUGAGCUCAAAAACUAGGUCACUAUGUCAAAUAAUAGAAAAAACGACGUCAUACUCAAAACUGGGUCAUGUGGGAACAGGUGAGCGAUUCAGGACCAUCAUGGUCCUCUUGUUUAGAUUGAUUUUGGUGAAUGGUUCUGUACGAAGGAUUCUCUUUUCAUAAUUUUUUUUAAUGCUGUAUAUGUUUUACAUAGUUGCUAUUUAUUUGUUGGGCAUUGAGUGCAGAUCUUUAAACAAUGUUUAUUUGAAAAGUAGAAAGGCGGCUGUGAUUCUAUCAUAUGUUAAUUUAGAGAUUUACAAUUGUUAUGCAAAUUUCACAUUUUGAACUUUUUUCUUGUUACUUUAUAUAAGAUGUUAUACUUUUUGAUAGCAGAAUAAUUAUCUUUUUCUGUAUAAAACUGUGGACUUGUUUUAAAGGUGAUGUAUAUUUUCAUAAGAGACCUAGAGUAUAACUCGGGGGACAUACAGUUACUGUCUCGUCCAGACACCCCAGAGUCCUUGUCCAUAGAAAUCUUACUACAGUUUUCAAGAGAAUUGGCUGAAACUUACAAAAGCUAUAUCACCAAGAAGGAUUUUGAAUUAUGGCCCUUAGAGAUUUUACAAAAUAUUUUGUAUGGUAUAAUACCAGUGAAAGAUGCAAACUUUCAUAAAUUUAUUAUUACGAAGUGGAUUUUCCCAUAUUGUAAGGACAGACAUGUACCAAUACCUUUUAAGGAGUUAUGGCCUUUUUCAAAAUUUCACAAAUGUAUUUUAUUAUCCAGAUAACUCCUGUGGCAGUUUUCAAAGUAACAGUAAUGUAUUGCCAUAGAAUGAACAUAUGCAUAAUGUUGGUAUACAAGUGGUACAAGUAAGACAGAUAUGACCCUUUUGAAUAACUGCCAUAUCCAGAUGUAUUGCUUUUCCUUUUUUGGAACUUAUAGUGUAAAAUUUGUACACCUGCUUUCUUAUUAUGAAACAUAAAUAGUAUGUAGUGAUGAACACACAGUACAUUGUCUCUACACAGUCUAGUUAUUGUGGGACAGACAUACAGAGUAGUCAUCCUUGGAGACUAUGGACAUGUAGAUUUUGACUUUAAAGAGAUUGUGAAGACAGGAGAAGACAUUUGUCUGUGUUAACAAAGAGCUAUAAAAAUAAAUAGAUUGGCAACUUGAAAGGUAUAUAGAGCAAAUCUCGCCAACCUCCCGUGACAAAAGAACGAGAUCUCGUUUACCGGAAGUGGCGCUUUCUCCACGCGCCAUUCUGUAUGCGAAAGCAAUUAUUCAUCGGUAAAAUAAUUAUCACCAUAUGACCAGGCUUCUUUCGAUGGCAAAAAGAACAAAACAUGUACUUCGUGUCUUAAGACCAUUUCAAAUUAAACUAAUUUUGUUUUAGAAGCUAACAUGUAUUUUAAAUGUAGUUUUAAAGGUACAAAUUGUAACUCCAUGCUCGCCGAUGUUUGUUUUUAGUAAGAUAACGCCGAAUCACGCUCUGACACGAGCUCCCGCGAGAUUACAGCCAGUUGCCAUUCUGUGUAUUUUAUACUUCUUUGGUGUUAAGCAGUUCAUCUCAGAUAAAAGGGCAAGUACUUGAUGUCAACUUUCAAAUUUUCAAACAAUUCAUCCUGUCUGUAAAAUGGUCCUUUUUAUGCUCCGGCAUCUACUAAUGCGGGAGGCAUAUAAUGAUUGUCCUGUCCAUCCGUUCGUUCGUUCGUCCGUUUGUUCAUUCGUUCGUCUGUCCGGUUAACCAAAUGGGACCGUUUCGUCUAGCAUCAAUACCCCUUACUAGAAUGACUUGAUACUAAUGCAGAUGUAACCUGUGACCAUUCCUCAUCUUCACACAUCACCUGACCUCAGUUUGACCUUGACCUCAUUUUGGACUUAGGUUGCUUUAUAUGGGCCAUCUCUUGGUUAACCAAAUGGGACUGUUUCGUCUAGCAUCAAUACCCCUUACUAGAAUGACUUGAUACUAAUGCAGAUGUAACCUGUGACCAUUCCUCAUCUUCACACAUCACCUGACCUCAGUUUGACCUUGACCUCAUUUUGAACUUAAGUUGCUUUAUAUGGGCCAUCUCUUGGUUAACCAAAUGGGACCGUUUUGUCUAGCAUCAAUACCCCUUACUAGAAUGACUUGAUACUAAUGCAGAUGUAACCUGUGACCAUUCCUCAUCUUCACACAUCACCUGACCUCAGUUUGACCUCGUUUUGGACUUUGGUUGGUUUGUAUCAACAAGGAUGCCACCGGCAGCAUCAAGCGUUUAUUGAACACAGCUUCUUGUUUUAGGUCUGUGUGUCACAUAUUAUUGUCAGGCAAUUCAGCAGCUCAUCGAAACCUCUGCGUCACAUAUUGUCUGUCAACUCAGCAUCGGAGCAAAAACAGUUCACAAACUGCACAUCUGUCACAAAUUGUUGUGAAAUUCAACAACUUUGCAGAAAGGUUUCACACACUGGACCUUUGUCACAUAUUGUCAGUCAAUUCAGCAACACAGCCAAAAUGGUUCACACACUGGAACUCUGUGUCACACAUUGUCAUGCAGUUUAGCAACUCAUCAAAAAUAGUCAACACACUGGAACUCUGUGUCACACAUUGUCAUGCAGUUGAGCAACUCAUCAAAAAUAGUCCACACACUGCAACUCUGUGUCACACAUCAGGCAAUUGAGCAACUCAUCAAAAAUAGCCCAUACACUGGACCUCUGUGUCACUUACUCACGGGGAAUUCAGUCACUCUGCAGAAAUGAAAUGGUUUGUGCCCUUGACCUCUUUUUCACAUAUUGACAGUGAAGUUAAGCAAAUCUGAAAAGAAAGAUUCACACAAUCUCUGAGUCACAUCAUGAUUGUUGGGCAAUUCCGAAAAAAAAAAAGGUUCACACUGGACCACUGUGUGACAUGUUAUAUUGUUAUGCAAUACAUCCAAUCAUUGGGAUGGUUCACACCAUGCACCUUUGUGUGACAUGGUGGCAUACAUGUCAUCCUGUCAAUAGGAUGGUUCACAUUGUGUACUUUUGCGAUGCAUAUUGUUAAGCAAUUUAGCUAUUAUAUAUCAGAGUAUUAUAUAUUGUCAGGCAAUUCACCAGCAUGUAAAGAUAGAUCACUCAGUAGUACUGUGUGUUAUACUGUAAAUCAAAACAUUUGGAAGGGAUUUAUAUUCACUAUUUUUGCUAAAUGUCAGUAUUGCAAAAACAAAACCAUGUGAUACUGCUCUUAUUUAUUGUAUGUAAUAAGCUCUAUAUAUUUCACAAGAGGGUCACAUGUUUCAAAUGUUCUUCCAGGCUAAACAAUUCCGGUUUUUAAUACAGCAAACUUAUAGCUUUACCUGAUUUUGCAGUGUUGUCAGGCAAAAUUUCCUGUCAGACAAUUUCAUGGGUCCUUGACCUCUGUUUUCCAUGUUGUUGAGCAAUUCAUCCAGCUUCACUUGAAAGUAUUUUGUGUUAUAUGUUGUCAGGCAGAGUCAUAUAUUGUCAGGCAAUUCAUUGGUUCUGGACCUCUGGAUUACAUAUUGUUUUUCAGCAGUCUGCAAAGAUAGUUCACUUGGUAGUAAUCUGGUAAAGUUACAUGUUGUCAUCAGUAUUGAUUGUUUACACCCUUUACCUCAGUGUUUCUUGUUGUUAGAAUUCACAGUCAGUAUUGAUUGUUCUAUGAGUUACAUGUUCUAUGAUGUUAGGCAGUUCAGCCAGUCAGGUAAGAUGGUUUACACCAUUAACCACUGUUGUAAGGCAAUUAACCUUAAUCACUAAUCAGUAAAAACCUCUGUCACACAUGUUGUCAGGCAAGUUAAGCUAGUUGACAGGCAGUACAGCUUUUUAGCUCACCUGUCACAAAGUGACAAGGUGAGCUAUUUUGACCGCUUGAUGUGCGUCGUGCAUAGUGCAUCGUCCGUCAACAAUUUCUUAAAAAAUCUUCUUGAAAACCACUGGGCAGAAUUACACCGAACUUCACAGGAAUGACCCUUGGGUGGCACCCUUUCAAAAUUGUUUAAAGAAUUGAAUUUCUUGCAGAACUCUGGUUGCCAUGGCAACCGAAAGGAAAAAUCUUCUUGUCCAAAAACCACAGGGCCUAGGGCUUUGAUAUCUGGUGUGUAGCAUCAUCAAGUGGUCCUCUACCAAAAUUGUUCAAAUUAUCCCCCUAGGGUCAAAUAUGGCCCUGCCCCGGGGGUCACAUGGUUUAUAUAGACUUAUAUAGGGAAAACUUUGAAAAUCUUCUUGUACAAAACCACAUGGCCUAGGGCUUUGAUAUUUGGUAUGUAGCAUCAUCUAGUGGUCCUCUACCAAGAUUGUUCAAAUUAUCCCCUUAGGGUCAAAUAUGGCCCCGCCCCGGGGGUCCCAAGUUUUACAUAGACUUAUAUAGGAAAAAAAGUUUAAAAAUCUUCUUGUCUGAAAACACAACACUUAGACCUUUGAUAUUUGGUUUGUAGCAUUGUCUUAUGGUCCUUAACCAAAAUUGUUCAAAUUGUACCCCUUGGGUGAAAAGAGGCCCUGCCCUGGGGGUCCCAAGUUUUAUAUAGACUUGUAUAGGAAAAAGCUUUAAAAAUCUUCUUGUCUGAAACCAUACGACCUAGGCUUUUGAUAUUUGGUAUGAUGCAUUGUCUAGUAGUCCUUUACCAAAUUUGUUCAAAUUAUGGCCCUGGGGUUAAAAGAGGCCCCGCCCUGGGGUCACUUAGUUAUUAUGUGAGUUAUAUAGGAAAAAUACUUAAAAAAUCAUCUGAUCCUAUUUCCAAGACUGUUUAAUUAUAAUUACCUGAUGACCCCAAGUAAUAUGAAGUCACUUGACUGUGACCUUGACCUACUGACUUACUUUCUUGUUUUUUAAGAUACAGCCUUGAAAUUUUGAUGACAUACACAGUUUUGCACACAAAUCGUAAAACUGAAUUUCAUUGAUCAUGAAUGUGACCUACUGACUUUCUUAAUAUUUUAUCAUCAGUUUGACAUUUGAAACAUGUAGCUCAUAUUACUCAAGUGAGCGAUCCAGGGUCAUCAUGACCCUCUUGUUUACUAUCCACUUCUUCACAGUGUUGAUUAAACAGGCAUUUCAUUGAAUAUCCAAAUCAAAAUUAGGAUGGGUGUACAAGUUUGUUAAAAGUUAUGUAGACUGAGCCAAUGAUACAUUAGCUGGUCCAGACCCUAUGGUAUAUUAGCUGGUCCAGACCCUAUGGUACAUUAGCUGGUCCAGACCCUACGGUACAUUAGCUGGCCCAGACCCUAUGGUACAUUAGCUGGUCAAGUUGGCCAAGUGGGAUUAGCUCCAGACCAUCAAUAUAAAGGUUAAAAGUUUGAUCCCAAGGUUAGGCAGUCAUUUUACUAAUUGGUAGCUUAACAGAAGAUGCCUGUAGUUGUGUAAUGUUUACCCUUGAUUUUUAUAGCUGUUACAAGUUAAUAACAACCUGUGAGGUAGCCCAAAAAAACUAAAAGAAUGUUUGAAAACUUCAUUUAGCCAACGUCCAGCUGUUAUGAUAUUAUGUAAUUGAUUAAUUAUUUUAUGCUGCAACUGUCUGCACUUGCACUGCUGUACUAAUGCUUUAAAAACUGUGAGCACCUUUACAUUAUAUAUAUAUUUAUGGUAUGUACUAUAUUUAAUUUUAUCUUUUUGUAAUCUAUGAGCAAUGAUCAAUUAAAUGUUGAAUAAUUACUGAGGCUGAGAUAUAUGGUAAAACCCCUGCAUAUACCUGUAUGACAUCAUAACCUCUCUUAUUAUUUCAGAAAAGCUUGUUGACUGAGAUUUCCUUCUUGUUAGAGUAUAUGUAGCAUUUUAUUACACCCUCUCUCAAAAAUGAUUGGGUAAAUUGAUUUGCUGAUGGUGGUUUGUUGGUCAGUACACCAUUUGGGUUUUCCGAUCAGUAAGUAGAGGGUCAGAGGUGUAUGUCAAAGUGACCUUGAGACUUAGUUUUAACAGUUUCAGUUAAAUAACUGGAGAAUGCUUAAGCAUACAGUAAUGAAAAUUAAUAAAAUGAUUGGCUGUGGUCUGUAGAUGACCCUUACAGUAUAUGAGAUAAGUAGACAAAGGUCAUGGUCACAUUGCCCUUACGACCAAAAAUGGUUGAUGCUCUGUAUCUGGAGAAUGCUUUGUCCUACAGUGAGUGAAUGCCUGUGAUUCAGAGAUGACCCUAAAUGUUAAGAAGGUCAGUAGGUAGCUUAAAGGUCAAUAUCUCAAUUGAUACUGAAGCAUGUUUUUGCUCACUAAAUGGAGAAAGCAUUGGUGUACUGUACUCUUAACUUCACAGGAUGAUUGUCUGUGGUCAGUAGAAAGCACCCAAUUUUGGGGUUCAGUAGGGCAAAAGUCUAAUUCACUUUGAGACUAAAAUUGUUUCUAAUCAGUAGCUAUAGAAUGCUUGAUCCUAUCACCUUCAAACAUUAUAGCAAGAUUGUGGUCAGUAUGUGACACCUGUGAUUUUGGGGGUCAUGAGGUCAAAGGUCACAGCAUAUUUAAUAUUGAAAAUUACAUGUCAGUCACCUCCGUGGCCUUCAUGGGGGCAUAAUCAUGUGUUUACAAAUAGCUCUUGUUCCUUAUUGCAGUAAGAAAUAUGAAAAUUAAGGACCUAGCAGUUUUAGAAAGUUUAGCUGUAGGUGUGUGUGUGUAAAACCUAAAUUAGAAGUUUAGGUAGAUUUUCAGAAGACAUUGAUACUAGAGGUUGUCUACAUGAAAGUGUAUAUGUACAAAUGUUGAAAUCCAGUCCUCUAUUAUCUAGGUACAGAGUAUGCAUAAACAAUUAUUUGAUAACAUGUAUUGUACUUCUUUUGUAUCUAAGUUGAUUUUCCAAAGCUCUGCCAGUUAACUUUAUAAUGUAUACUCUAUCUGUUUGAAAUCAGUUCUGUAUUUUUUGUUAUUAAUAUUUUGUACAAUGUUAAUGACUUUAGUUUAUAUAAUUUGAUUUAGUUUUAUACAUGCUUUUAAAUAAA
Molecule: messenger RNA, 13027 nt
Organism: Mercenaria mercenaria
Lineage: Eukaryota; Metazoa; Mollusca; Bivalvia; Venerida; Veneridae
Product: elongation of very long chain fatty acids protein 7-like
Exons: 8
Coding region: 69-950 (293 amino acids)
Biological process (GO): sphingolipid biosynthetic process; very long-chain fatty acid biosynthetic process; fatty acid elongation, monounsaturated fatty acid
Cellular component (GO): endoplasmic reticulum membrane
Molecular function (GO): fatty acid elongase activity
Source: RefSeq, a predicted model, not a curated record